CAUCAGCGCUGCCCUUGUGAGUUUGCAGGCGAUGCUCUCCACUCUGCUUGCCUCGGCGCUGGCCGCGGCGCCCGAGAAGGUGCUGCUCACGAUGCGCACCUCACUCGCGAAAGACGACCUCGCCGCCGCCAUAUCGGCCGGGAAGACGGCGCUCCAGUCGUGCUCCGCCGACAAGGCGUCCGAGGCGCCGCUGCACCGCGUGCUGAACGCGUCGGUGCACGGGAUCGAGCGGAAGCAGCAGCUGCUCAGCGCGACUCCGAAGCCCAUGCCGAAGCUCGAAAAGGCGCUGAAGAGCGCCGGCAAGAAGCUGAAGGCCGUGAAGGACGAGUUUGACGGCGAGGAGCUGCUCUCCAAGGACGACAAGGCGACAAUCGCCAAGGCCGAGGCGGCGGAGAGGGCCGCGCGGCUCGCGAUCGACGAAGCCAAGGUGGUCGAGCGGGUCAAGGCGGGGCGCGGCAUGAGCGCGCUCCCCUUCUCGUCGCUGCUGGCGUCGCUGCGCGCAGGGCCGCACGCGGGCAGGCUGACGGUCCUCUCGGAGGCGCCGCUCGUGGUGACGGUGGACGACUUUCUGGGCGCCGCUGGGAAAGAGGCGCUCGCCGACCUGCCCGCCGUGCUCGACAGCCUGGCGCACGAGGAGGAGGGCAGCCCGCAGCUGUGCCUCGGAGACGCGCCCGACAAGGCGGUCACGAAGAAGGUGGAGGAGGCGAUCAAGGAGGCAAAGAAGGCGGCGUCGAAAGGCAACGGACGCGAGAAGCGGGAGACGCAUUCUUGCAAGGCCCACUGCAACGCCACCGCCGCCCUCGUCUCUAUCGCCGCAAACUACAGCGAGGCGGGCGGCGGAGGGCCGCCCGGCAGCGCGCCCGACAGCGGCUGCGGCCCGCUCACGCCCGCGCUGGACGCGGCUCUGACCCAGCGCGACGCGGCUUGGAUGAUCAUUGGCGCAAACAAGGCGGCCGACUUGCUCGACGCCGCCAUCAGCGGCGUGGUGGGCUUCACGGCGCAGGACGCAGAGGCGGCGUUUGCGCAGGUGGAGGAGAGGAUGGUGGAGCGGGACGACCCGGCGACGGUGGAGGUCCCGCCCGAGUGGGACGAGGAGGAGGACGGCGAGUGGGAGCCGAGCAAGCUUCCGGGCGAGCCGCCCGAGGCGCAGGUGGUGCAGCUGAGCGCGGCGGACGCGUCGCCGCCCGGCCUCGGGCUCGCCUACGCCUACUCCUCCUCGCCCGAGAUUCUGCGGCACCCGCCCCGCGGCGGGUACCGCGCCGCGACCGGCGGAGGGCGCAAGCUCGCGCUGGAGUGCGACGACUUUGCCAGCGAGUCGCCGGUGUCUGCCGUGCUCGGCGCGCACCUGUACGCGACGACCGUGCCAAAGGGCAAGGGCGGCGAGGACACCUUCCCCGCGCUCGGUGUGAGCGUGCGCCCCGAGGCGGGGCGGUUGUUGCUCUUCGAGGUUGCGAUGCCGGACGGCGGGUGCGACCCCGCCUCCGCAGCCGCUUCGGCGCCCCUCAAGCCGGGCGGCGCCGACAAGCUGCUCCUCAGCAAGCGGUUCUACUCGGCCCCCGCCUUUGACCGCGGCGCAAACAAUGCCGAGACGCCGCAGCAGCCGCCGCGCAAAGUGCUCUGCGACGCGGAGAACGGCUGCCAGCGCCGCGAGCCCGCCGGCCGGCCGCAGCAAGGCGCGGCCGUGCAGGCGGCGCACUCGUACAAGGCGCCGCCGCAGUGAGGCUGUCUCGCAACCAGCCGACGGGCGGAGGGGCGGAGGGCCGUGGCCGCCUUUCCGGGAGACCCCGCAGCUCGCGCCGAUCGCCGACCCUCGACUGCCGCCGCGAGCGGAGCGAUCUAUGUAGGGGCAUGCGCCAGCGGCCGGCAAUCUGUUGCGCGGCUCGCGUGCUGAGGUGCCGCGGCAGAGGGGCGUGAGGGCGAUGCGUGCGAGCCGACGUGCCGCCGCGCUCCCUCUUGAGUGCGGUCUGAGGGGUCAUGCGCCAUCCAACGUCCUUCCCACCCUCGGACACCGAGCCCCUCUAAUGAAGAGCUCCGUCUGAGUGACGUGUGGCGUGUGUUUAGAGUCAUGGGAAUAGCGUUAGACCCCAAAAGGAUGAAGAAG
This is a messenger RNA of Emiliania huxleyi CCMP1516, 2101 nucleotides long. RefSeq lists its product as hypothetical. The transcript has 10 exons. The record is from RefSeq and is a predicted model, not a curated record. Lineage: Eukaryota; Haptophyta; Isochrysidales; Noelaerhabdaceae. The coding region runs from base 32 to 1720 and encodes 562 amino acids.